Messenger RNA from Boleophthalmus pectinirostris (great blue-spotted mudskipper), 4172 nucleotides. RefSeq names its product TOX high mobility group box family member 4 b (gene tox4b). The record is from RefSeq and is a predicted model, not a curated record. Lineage: Eukaryota; Metazoa; Chordata; Actinopteri; Gobiiformes; Gobiidae. The coding region runs from base 673 to 2655 and encodes 660 amino acids. Gene Ontology annotation, biological process: regulation of transcription by RNA polymerase II. The transcript has 10 exons. Gene Ontology annotation, cellular component: nucleus. Gene Ontology annotation, molecular function: chromatin DNA binding.
AGGCAAGUUGGCUACUGAUUUUAUGGCUAAAACUACUGGAUAUUCUGUUAAUCUCGCGUUUAUAAACUCGUCUUUUAUUUUGAAGACGUGUUUGUUUACAGUUCCUUUAGGCUUUUACGCACGCUUUACGCACGGCAUUUUACCCGUGUCCCCGGUUCAAUUGAGCUGCCUGAAUCGAUCCGAGACAAACCAGGACCCGGAUUUGCUUUUCUGUUACGUCCUCGUGAAUGUCACUUCUUUAAUUCGCCGUCUUUUUGCACGUUUUUAAAUGCAUUCGUGUCGCUCUCCAUUUGGUCGGAUGACGCCGUUUUGCUGCGACAGACAGACAGGCUUCGCUUCGGGGCUGCAGCCUUGCGUCAAAGCGGACCUCAAGCUAAACUGCAGCGACUAGGGCGAGAAUAGCACGAUUUUUUCAAACCUAGAGCCACUAAAUUCUGAAAAUGUCUACGAAACAUUUAGCGCACGACAUGACAGCAACGUUGCCCAUUUAGCUCGCGUCUUGUCACCCUCGGAUCCAAGCGCAUUGUAGAUAUUUUUGGAUAGCUCGCUCGCUUUCACAUGUCGUUUCUGUCUUCGGAUUGCAUCUGCCAAAUCGCCUCGUUAUCCAGUGUUAUUUUACGCUCUAGAGUGCAAUCCUCGGUCACAUUUUGUGAUAUUUUAUGAAUCGUAAGCAUGGAUUUAAAUUUUUACUCGGAUCUCACUGACGGAACGGGUCAAAACGAUGCUGAGUUCUUGGAUCCUCAUUCGUUUAAUGGAUUUGACACGGACAACAAGUUUCCCGGGGGCAGUGACAACUACUUGACCAUUUCAGGACCAGGACACCCCUUCUUGUCCACUUCAGAGUGCGCCACUAAAACCAUAGACCUCUUCGGCCUCGCUGGAUCCUCUGGUGGAACAUUCCACACACCGAGUUUAGGCGAUGAGGAGUUCGAAAUUCCGCCCAUCUCCCUGGACCCUGACUCGGCACUGUCCGUGUCCGAUGUGGUGUCUCAUUUUGGGGGCUUGAGCGACCCGGGGGCCCCUGAUGGCGUGGUGGUACCAGAGAACGCAGUGGUGGAGGGAGAAGAUCCGUCAUUUGCCUCCACCUACGGCUCCUCCCAGGGCCUCGAACACUUGAACUUAGCUGUGAUGAACCAGGCUGCUGGGAGCGCUCUGCUGGGGCCCUCUCUCGGCAUGGACCUGGGUCACUCCAUGGGCUCACAGUUCGACAGCUCCUCUCCGGUCACCAUCGACGUGGGGCUGCUCGGGUCCAGUCAGUUGACCACCAUCGACCAAUCAGAGCUGAGUACGCACCUGGGGCUGGGGUUGGGGGGCGGGCCCAUGUUGCCCAGAGCGACAGAGGAAAACCCGCUCUCUGCCACGGCGUCACCCACCAGCUCCCUGCACGAUGACGACAUGGACGACUUCAGGAGUGUUUUGGUGGAGUCUCCGGUUUCCCUCUCCGUCUCUCCUGGGGUCAUCUCCUUGGACUCAUCCCUGUCUGAAGCUCCAGACUCCGGCUACACCUCUACGGUUUCUCCUGCCCCUGCACGGAAAGCAGGAGGGGGCAAAAAGGGCAAAGGCAAAAAGAAGGACCCCAAUGAGCCACAGAAGCCCGUGUCUGCGUAUGCCCUCUUUUUCAGAGACACUCAGGCAGCUAUUAAAGGACAGAACCCCAACGCGACGUUCGGAGAAGUGUCCAAGAUCGUGGCCUCGAUGUGGGACAGUCUGGGAGAGGAGCAGAAACAGGUUUACAAAAGGAAGAAUGAAAUUGCCAAGAAGGAGUAUUUGAAAGCUUUAGCUGAGUACAGAGCCAAUCAGCUGAACACAACGCCCAUCGAGGUCAUGGACACGUCUCCGUCUCCGCCCCCUCCCGCCCCUGUCGCAGCAGCACCUGUCACCACAGCACCUGCCACUACAACAACCCGGACCACCCGCUCUCAACACUACAACCCCGAAGAAAACACCAUCACCAACAUCUGCACCUCCAACAUCAUCGUGGACCUGCCCCAAGUGACCACACGCUCACGAACCGGCGCAAUCAAACCCACACCGCUGCCCCCCGAUUCGCCGCCAUCCCCCCCGCCGCAAGACCCGCCCACAGUCACCAAAAUCAUCAUCAAAUCCACGCCGCUGCCCUCUGGUGGCGUGUCGGUCACAGCGACACCUGCCCCCUCGACGCGCCAGCCCCCUCCCCUCAGCGCCCCGCCCCCUCCGCGGCUACAGCAGAUGGUCCAUGCACAGACUCCGCCCCCUCUGCAGGCCAAACCGCGCGGCACAGGGUCGACAGGUGCGGCCGCCAAAGCCCCGCCCCCACUUCAGAUCAAAGUGGUGCCGCCGCAGUCGUCUGGGAGACAAGAUGCGGUCUCCGUGGUGAAGAGGGAGGAGCCUGUGAUGGUAGAGGUGGGAGGGAGCGCCGCCGUGGUAACGAAGACCGAAGACGGAGCUGAGGCAGAAGAAGGGAUGGAGGUGGAGGUGAACGUGGCUCCCGGCCCCACAGCGCCCCCUGCUGUCAGCCCGAGCAUCUGCGUGCGUGCCGGCUGCACAAACAAAGCCGUGGAGAGUAAAGACUGGGACCGAGAAUACUGCAGCAACGAGUGUGUGGCUACGCACUGCAGGGACGUGUUCAUGGCCUGGUGUGCGAUCCGCGGACAGAACUCCACUACUGUUACAUAGAAAUACCCACAAUGCAAAGGACCUUAACACUGGACUUUAACAAGACUAUAAUAACUACAAAGGAACAAAUCAAUUAGCGUGAAUGGACUAACGAAGCCAUCGUCAAUUUUACCCCAAUAUCAUUGGAUUUGGAAAAUCUGCCAUCCAUACAGGAAAACUAAAAAAAAAUUUGAGAUUUUUUGACAAGGAGCAGUGGAUUUUGGUGCUUAAAAAGACUUGGCAAAAGCUAUGAACUUUGUAUUGAAAAUACGGAUUGAAUUAAUAUUUUAUAUUAAAUGAUAAUGAGUUUUAAAUUUGAGGGAGAAAAAAGCUGAAUUUUAGUGAAAAUUCUGCAGAUCUGUUCUGUUAAAUAAUUCCAAUUGGCGCUCUUAUUUUGUGAUCACUUUUUUCCCAUGUGUAUUUUGUACUUAAUUUCUCAUGAGGUGCUUCCAUAUUGAGAAACAGUUACUUUUUGUUAUGAAUGAAAAAAUAUGUAAAAUUAACAACUGGACUAAGCACAAGCCGUUUUCAGCCCUAUUGAAAAUGAAUAGGUUACAUUUAACAAGAUUUUAAUGAAGAUGAAGAUAGGUUGUAUCAUGUGAAGGAGACUACAGUGAAACAUGGAGCUGGGGAACAGAAUCCUGUGGUUGUUUUUGCUGUUCAAAUGACAGAUGCAGAUUUGUUGACCUGCUUUAUGGUUAAAAUCUCUGUAAUUACUGGACCUAUCCAUAUGAAACAAAAUGUGGCACAAAGUUCAACGUGUCCUCUGUCAGUAUAGAUAAGGAAAAGUUAAGAUUAUUUUCACAUUUAGGCAUCAAGAAGUACUGACAGUAGUGAUUCGUAUGGGAAAUUUGGGAAGCCAGUCACUGACCCCAAAUUAUUUUAUUUUAUUUAUUAAAUUAUACAUUUCAGUAUUUUCAGUGGAGAUUUCCUUCAGAAAUUGCCCUCCAUCUGACAUUAUGACAUCAAAUCAUAGAAAGUGUGUGCAACCUAUGAAUUUUGAUUGUUACAAAUCUUUAAAAUAUUUUGUCAAAAGUUUAGCUUACAGUUAAACUUAAAUGAAUUGUCCCUGCUCCUUAAUUUAAUUUAGGUCAUUUGUAAAAUAUUUUCCCAGUUUUAUUUUCCAAUGGUAAAUGACUGUUGAUGAGCCAUGUAAACCAAUAGCCAAUGAGAGGAGCACGUCUGUUGAACUUUGCCACUCAGAAUUAUGAAAUGUUACAUUUAUUUGGUUAAAAUCAUUUUUGGUUUUUGAAAUUAUUUGUAACACCAUUCAAUACUGGUGUAGUUAAAAUCCAUAACUCUUACUGUAUAGUGCUACUCCCUGGAAUUCAACAUUAUUAAGGCCUCAUUAAGCUAAAUAAACAAUACAGGUGCUAAAUUAGUUGUUCCUAUAACAUGGCAAUGAAAAAAGCCAUUACAAAUCGAUAAGAUUGAUUUUUUUGUGUGUAUAAAACUGUCCUUUUUCAAGGACAAAGCACCACACCAGCUCAGACAAAGCUGCUGUUGGAGAAAGGGAAAAUAAAAUCUUUUAUUUAACA